This is a messenger RNA of Megalops cyprinoides (Indo-Pacific tarpon), 1603 nucleotides long. RefSeq names its product beta-enolase-like. The record is from RefSeq and is a predicted model, not a curated record. Gene Ontology annotation, cellular component: phosphopyruvate hydratase complex. Gene Ontology annotation, biological process: glycolytic process. Gene Ontology annotation, molecular function: magnesium ion binding; phosphopyruvate hydratase activity. NCBI's taxonomy places the organism in Eukaryota, Metazoa, Chordata, Actinopteri, Elopiformes, Megalopidae. The coding region runs from base 58 to 1362 and encodes 434 amino acids. The transcript has 12 exons.
GCCCACCAGACAGUCGGACGGUCGGUCAGACGCCAGCUCCAGCCACACUCAGCCAGGAUGUCCAUCACCAAGAUUCACGCUCGUGAGAUCCUCGAUUCCAGAGGAAACCCCACCGUGGAGGUAGACCUCUACACAGCUAAAGGCCGUUUCAGGGCUGCUGUCCCAAGCGGAGCCUCCACUGGUGUCCAUGAGGCCCUGGAGCUGAGGGACGGGGACAAGACCCGCUACCUGGGCAAAGGUGUGCAGAAAGCUGUUGAUCAUGUCAACAAGGACAUCGCUCCUGUCCUGCUGGAGAAGAAUCUGAGUGUGGUUGAGCAGGAAAAGAUCGACAAGCUCAUGCUAGAACUGGACGGCACUGAGAACAAGUCUAAAUUCGGUGCCAACGCCAUCCUGGGUGUGUCUCUGGCCGUGUGCAAGGCUGGGGCUGCAGAGAAGGGCGUCCCCCUGUACCGCCACAUCGCCGAUCUGGCCGGAAACAAGGACGUGAUCCUGCCCGUGCCUGCCUUUAACGUGAUCAACGGUGGUUCCCAUGCUGGGAAUAAGCUGGCCAUGCAGGAGUUCAUGAUCCUUCCCGUCGGUGCCGCCAACUUCCAUGAGGCCAUGCGCAUUGGUGCAGAGGUCUACCACAACCUGAAGAGCGUCAUCAAGGCCAAAUAUGGCAAAGACGCCACCAACGUUGGGGAUGAGGGUGGCUUCGCCCCCAACAUCCUGGAGAACAAUGAGGCUCUGGAGCUGUUGAAGUCCGCUAUUGAAAAGGCCGGCUACCCUGACAAGAUCAUCAUUGGCAUGGAUGUAGCUGCGUCAGAGUUCUUCAAAGGUGGCAAAUACGAUCUGGACUUCAAGUCCCCCGACGACCCAAAACGCUACAUCACUGGAGAGCAGCUGGGAGACCUGUACAAGAGCUUCAUCCAGAACUACCCAGUGCUCUCCAUUGAGGACCCCUUCGAUCAGGACGACUGGGAACACUGGGCCAAGUUCACUGGCUCCGUCGACAUCCAGGUAGUGGGAGACGACCUGACUGUGACCAACCCCAAGCGCAUCCAGCAGGCUGUGGAGAAGAAGGCCUGCAACUGCCUGCUGCUCAAGGUCAACCAGAUCGGCUCCGUCACAGAGUCCAUCCAGGCGUGCAAGCUGGCUCAGUCCAAUGGCUGGGGGGUGAUGGUCAGCCAUCGGUCAGGAGAAACAGAGGACACCUUCAUCGCUGACCUGGUUGUGGGUCUGUGCACUGGACAGAUCAAGACCGGCGCCCCCUGCAGAUCGGAGCGUCUGGCCAAAUACAACCAGAUGAUGAGGAUUGAGGAGCAGCUUGGAGACAAAGCCAAGUUUGCUGGCAGGGACUUCCGUCACCCUAAGAUCAACUAAGUGGCCAACUGCAUCUUUCUCCUCCUCAUCUCCCUCCUCCCAUCUGUUGACAGUUUUCCAUCCUUCCACCCCCCAUACCGCAUGAGAUGUACCUGUAGACAGAGGUGGAGAGAGUCAAAGGGAAGCCAGGAGCUCCAUGCUCUCUGACUUGAGGAAAUUCCUUUUUUUGUUUUAAUCUUCAAUCCCUAUUGCUCUCUCUUGCUGCCCUGUUGUCAGGUGCACUUGUGGUGUGAAAUAAAGA